Messenger RNA from Ricinus communis (castor bean), 4873 nucleotides. RefSeq lists its product as uncharacterized. The transcript is spliced from 9 exons. The coding region runs from base 185 to 4447 and encodes 1420 amino acids. Gene Ontology annotation, molecular function: transcription coregulator activity. Gene Ontology annotation, biological process: regulation of DNA-templated transcription. Gene Ontology annotation, cellular component: nucleus. NCBI's taxonomy places the organism in Eukaryota, Viridiplantae, Streptophyta, Magnoliopsida, Malpighiales, Euphorbiaceae. The record is from RefSeq and is a predicted model, not a curated record.
ACAUCCUUGACGCUACUAGUCGUUUGACAUCCAUUAAACUACCAGCCGUUUACCUCUCCCGUUACAAACUCAGCAGUUGCGAUCACAAGCAAUAGGUUUCUAAUUGGAACCCAAAAAAUUAUUUCAAUUUUAAUCGCCUGUCACAGUUCAAAGGGUUCAAUUGGGUGUUUAAUUGUUAAUAAAAAUGUCGUAUUUGAUGAACGAGCAAUCAAGUGAUCAACAACAAAAUGUGAAUUCGUGUUUUGAUGAUGAGAGCAGUUCAAAACAUGAGGAUGAUGAAGAAGAUGAAGAUGAAGAUGUUGAUUUUAAUCCUUUUCUAAAGGGAACACCUUCACCAGAAGCUUCUUCUAGCUUGAGCUCUGAAGUCGAAGAAUUGGAUGGUAAUUCUUCAAAAACUAUUACUGCUGAGGUGCAAAAUUAUGAUGUUGGUGAUUCUGAGCAUGGUGAAAUGGUUGUGAUGCAAAACGCUCAUGCAUUUUGUGCUGAGAGUGAAAAGCAAUCUCAAGUUCUUAAGAAAUCUAAGAAGAGGAAAUCUGAUUCUGUUUCUCAAUCGGGAAAUGAAAGCAUUCGAGAGAAUGUCGAUGAGAAUGAUUGCUUGGAUGACGAGGAUGCUAUUUGGAAGCGGACUAGGGCAAGAUAUUCUCUUGCUAGUUUUACGCUCGAUGAACUUGAGACUUUUCUUCAGGAAACUGAUGACGAGGAUGACCUUCAGAACGUUGAUGAUGAAGAAGAGUAUAGGAAGUUUCUUGCUGCUGUUUUACAAGGUGGAGAUGGGGAUGGGCAAUCUACUCGAGAUAAUGAAACUGUUGAUGAUGAGGAUGAGGAUAAUGAUGCUGAUUUUGAGAUUGAACUUGAAGAGUUGCUUGAGAGUGAUAUUGAUGAUAGUAAAAGGGAUGUGGAUCGAAAAGUGGAGUAUGACACAGGUGGUCGACGGCCAGAGACUAGGCAGAAUAAACGCCAAAAAGCCUCUGCUCAAUAUAAAAAGAAGCUUUUAGAACAGACAAAGAGGCCAUUGCGUCCUCUUUUACCAAUUUUGCCUAAUGGACCAAUUGCUUCUGUUCCUAUUGCUGAUGGAAGAGCUUUGACACAUGAGACUGCCCCAAGCUAUAUAUUUUCCACAGCAGAACAUGGGUUAAUAAAUGGAUUCACUCCACAGCAAAUAGGCCAGUUGCAUUGUUUGAUAUAUGAACAUGUGCAACUUCUUAUUCAAGUGUUUUCCCUUUGCGUUCUUGAUCCUUCUCGGCAACAGAUUGCUUCACAGGUUCAGGGAUUGAUUUCUGAGAUGCUUCAUAAACGCGAUGAAGUAAUAACCUCCAGAAGUGUGCCAUAUCCUGGUAUCUGCUUUCACCCUUUGUAUAUGUGCCCAUCAGUGAUGGAUGAAUUCCCCAACUUAAGCCCACAACAGUGCAUUGAAUCAUCCUCUGCUCCAAACAUGCAGAUUUUGAUUACUCAGGACAUUCCUACAACUACAGGAAGAAACAAUAAUGAUUCCAGUGGGAGGAUUAAUGCCUCCCAAACUGCUGGCUCAUUUUGGGUACCUUUUAUGAGCGGUCCUUUAAUAUCCAUUCUUGAUGUAGCUCCACUUAAUCUGGUCGAGAGAUAUAUGGAUGAUGUUUUUAAUGCUGUCCGGGAGUAUCGGCAGCGGCAUCUGGAUUCUAGUUGUGAUGCAUGGAAUGAGAGGGAACCACUCUUUCAGCUUCCCCGUUUCCCAUCAGUAGCUGAGGCAAAUGGUGAAGUCUCAAAAGGCAACACGCCUCCUGCUGUCAGUUCAGUGCCAUCUACACCUGGUCAACAACCGCCUAAGAAAACAUUGGCUGCUUCUAUUGUUGAAAAUGUGAAGAAGCAGUCAGUUGCUUUAGUUCCAAAAGAUAUUAGCAAGUUAGCACAGAGGUUUCUUCAACUAUUUAAUCCAGCAUUAUUUCCUCAUAAGCCACCCCCUGCAGCUGUUUCAAAUAGAAUCCUUUUCACUGAUUCAGAGGAUGAAUUAUUAGCUUUGGGGAUGAUGGAAUAUAAUACAGAUUGGAAAGCAAUUCAACAGCGUUUUCUUCCAUGCAAAUCUAAGCAUCAGAUUUUUGUUAGGCAGAAAAAUCGUUGCUCCUCAAAAGCGCCAGAAAAUCCCAUCAAGGCAGUUCGAAGGAUGAAAACCUCUCCACUGACUGCAGAGGAGAUAGAAUCCAUUCAGGAGGGACUCAGGGUUUUGAAACAUGAUUGGAUGUCGGUCUGUAGAUUCAUUGUCCCACAUAGGGAUCCAUCAUUACUACCUCGACAGUGGCGAAUUGCCCUUGGAACUCAGAGGUCAUACAAGUUAGAUGCUGCUAAAAAGGAAAAACGACGUAUAUAUGAAUCAAAUAGAAGAAGAUGUAAAACUGCAGAUUUGGCAAACUGGCAACAGGUAUCUGACAAGGAGGACAAUCAGGUUGACAGUACCGGUGGAGAAAACAAUAGUGGAGAUGAUUAUGUAGAUAACCCGAAUGAAGCUUAUGUUCAUCAGGCAUUCUUAGCAGAUUGGAGACCUGACGCCUCAAACCUCAUUUCAUCUGAACAUCCCUGCUUAAACCUUAGGGAUAAAAAUUUUCUUACCGGUGCACUUCCAAGAGAGGGUACUCGCAUAAAGAACCAAUCUCACAUUGAUAAUAUGCAUGGGUUUCCAUAUGCCCGCUAUUCUGUGCAUUUGAACCAUCAAGUUUCUGAUACAUCACAGGGUGCUGCUAAAUCUCAAUUUUAUUUGUGGCCAUACUGGACUCGUAGAACUGAUGGUGCACACUUGGUGAAGUUAGCACCAGACUUGCCCCCUGUAAAUCUUCCACCGACUGUUCGUGUAAUUUCUCAGACAGCUUUCAAAAGCAACCAGUGUGCAGUGCCUAUAAAGGUACCUGCCCUGGGAGGUACUAGUGGAGAUGCUAGGAAAGAAAAUAUAGUUCCGCAGCCUGCAGUUGUUGCAAAUUUGAGAAGCACCAGUUUGGCAAUGACUAAAAGGGAUAAAAGGAAUCAGGUGGGAGAUAAGAUCACAACUUCAUGUCCAGAAGAGUUUACAAGUUCACAUCCAGAAGAGUCUGCAAUUCUCCAUGAUACCUGUGCUGCUGAAGAGAGAGGCACUGAGUCAGAUCUUCAGAUGCACCCCUUAUUGUUCCAGUCUCCUGAAGAUGGACGUCUAUCGUAUUAUCCAUUGAGCUGCAGCACUGGCGCUUCCAGUUCUUUUACUUUCUUUUCAGCAAAUCAGCCUCAAUUGAAUCUUAGUCUUUUUCAUAGUUCACGCCCAGCAAACCAUACUGUUGAUUGUUUCAAUAAAUCUUCGAAGACAGGGGAAUCCACUUCAGCAUCUUGUGGUAUCGACUUCCAUCCCCUUUUGCAAAGAGCAGAAGAAGAAAAUAUUGACUUUGCUACUUCAUGCUCCAUUGCACACCAAUAUGUUUGUUUGGGAGGAAAAUCUGCUCAACCUCAGAAUCCUUUAGGAGCAGUUCAGACAAAAUCACCAGUCAAUAGUGGCCCAUCAACCACUGGCUCUAAACCCCCUUCUUCUAUUGAGAAAGCUAAUGAACUGGAUUUGGAAAUCCAUCUAAGUUCUAUGUCCGCGGUGGAGAAAACUAGGGGAAGUAGAGAUGUUGGUGCAAGCAAUCAAUUAGAGCCAUCAACUAGUGCACCAAAUUCUGGAAAUACAAUUGACAAGGACAAGAGUAAGAGUUCAUGCCAUCAAUGUUGCGAAAAUCGCCCCGCAGUUUCGAGCAACCUUGUUUCAGGUGCUGAUGCAAUAGCUGUCCAAAGCAAUAAUGAUGCUAGAUGCGACAUGGAGGAUAAAGGAGACCAGGCUCCCCCAGAGAUUGUGAUGGAACAGGAAGAACUAAGCGACUCAGAUGAAGAAACUGAAGAACAUGUAGAGUUUGAGUGUGAGGAGAUGGCUGAUUCUGAUGGGGAGGAGGUUUUGGGCUGUGAACCAAUUGCUGAAGUGCAAGAUAAGGAGUUUCCAAGUAUUGCAAUGGAAGAAGUUACAACUGAUGCAGAUUAUGGUAAUAAGCAAUGUGAAUGGAGUAGUCCUGUUCAUCCUACAGGCAAUACUUCUACCCCUAGGAAGGGUAGUACUUUCUUAAAGUUAAAUCUAAAAAGCCUAGGGAGGGACGCUACUAAUAGCUCUUGGUUAACUUUAGAUUCAUGUGCAUCUGUUGAUCCUCCGAGCAGGAAGGCUAAGCAUGAAGAGUGUAUACUUGGUGUUUGUCCUGUCGUCAAAAAUUUAGCUUCAGGUCGUUCAAACAGAUCCUGCAAGAAGUUAACAAGCACAAAAAGUGGUGCAACAGAGAAAGAUGUUGUGGACAUGGCACAACAACUCAGCCUUGGUCUUCUUGCUGUUUCCACAUUGAAGAAACCCAGGAAGCGUGCCAGUCGAACAAAUACAGGCUUGAGCACAGGAAGGAUAAAUGAAACUUCCAGUUAUGAUCAAGACAAGAUUGGUUGAUUGCAGCUUUAGUAAUCAGAAGAAUUAGUUAAAUAGUUGGAGGAAUUAGUUAUAAUUAUUUUUCUGGGAUGUCAUCAAUCCAAUUAGCAAAUGAGUAUGUGGAGACAAAGUGCAAGUACUGAAGCGGUAGAGAGAUUUGGCUGUCACGAGGCUGUCUUCUCUUUCUCACUAACACAUUGCAGUGGGGCUUAUAUGGUGUAUGCCAACCGGAGAUUGUAGGAGGGGAUUCUUUUUUUCUUUUUCCCCUCUCUCUUUCUCACCGUCUCCAUUUAAUGUGAAUAUGUUAUUACUGCUAUAUAAUUAUGUAUAGAUUACCGUUUUUGUUUGUAGAUUCUAUUCCCAAUUUGGGAGGAAUGGUUGUUUAAUGUGAAAUAUACUUUUUUGAAAUGUAAUGCAGUUUAGCCAGAGGGCAACCCCUUUGCUUCA